AAAAUAAGUUCGUAUGAAAAUAGCUGCUGAUGAUAAACAAAUUUUACCUUUUGAUUGUUAUAUUCCAGCUUCGUAGGCACAAUGUUUUCGACUUUCUGUAUCCUUAGGCUCUAUGAUGAUUGUAGCUAUCAUGUUACAUUUUGCAAUGUACUAAUGAUUCCUACUCUAUCAAGUCUAGACACAAGUGCAACAUUUUUAGCAUUGUUAAAGUCAUUAAAGUAAUGACUUAUAACCAUAAUAUGCUUACAUUCAUAUUAGAAGAACAUGCUCAUUUCAUUAUUCUUUUUCAUGUUUCAUUACUUCUGACAUCUAGUAGAUCUCACUCACUAAUAUGAACCUUAAAUUAUGAUUAGUUCACUGUGAUAAUUUAUAUUCCAUGUUUAAGCAUGGUAUCACAACCCAAGGUUGCUCGACCAUCUAGUGAUGCCCCAAAUUGUAGCCAGUAAUCAGAUGUUGCUUCUCCACCUAGCAAAAUUGCCGUGGGUGGAAAGGCUCCACUCUUGCGAAAGUGCACACCUGUCUCAGAUGAGAUCGAGAAAAAUGCUUCCGAUCCGUGACCCCGAGUACAUCUUCGACCAGUCUUCGAACGAGCAACUUGAGUUCAACCCUCAUCUUCUUCUUCCCAACAGCUCCUGCUUCCCCUCCUCCACACCGACAAUCUUUUGUCCCGAUGGCUUUCGUGAUCUCUUCUUAGCCUCCGCCAAUAUCGGCAUCGCGAAUGCGGCUCCAACAUCUACUCGGCCAAGCCUUCCUCUUGGUGAUUCAGCCACAUCGGUGGAGAGGCAGGAAGGCGACGACAGUCGUAGCCGCAAAAGGGCUCUGAGGAAAUGCAGGCACAGCAAGAUAGUUACCGCAAAUGGGCCGAGGGAUCGAAGGAUGAGGCUCUCCAUCGAUGUGGCACGGAGCUUUUUCCGACUGCAGGACACGCUCGGCUUCGACAAGGCCAGCAAGACAGUGCAAUGGCUGCUCACCGUGUCCAAAGCUGCCAUCGAAGAGCUCGGCACCCUUUCCUCAGCCGAACAUAGCGGUUGCAGCAACCGAAGCCCGAAAAGUGAAUCAUCCGCUUUGGUAUGCCAGGAUUCGUCCGCUAUUUCUAGCUCCAAGAACAAGUCCUCCACCGUGACCGUUGCAGCCAGGGAAGUAAAGAAGAGCAAAGCCAGAAAAGGAGGUGUUAAGCCAUCGAGGAAGGUGGAGUACCACUCAGCGCUUGCGAGGGAGUCGAGGGCCAAGGCAAGGGCGAGAGCAAGAGAGAGGACGAGGGAGAAGCAAAGGAUGACUUCCUUGGAUAUCAUCAAGGAAGAAACAAGCUUGAACAAUAUGAACUCAUUGAUGGAGUUUGCUAAUAUAGAGGAAGACGAAUCUUGCGCACCGAACUGGUGCUUGAACGUAGCCAGCGACACAGCCGCAGCCUAUGAAGUCCCAGUGAUAGGUGGACCAGUGCUGAUUCCGGUCUUUGAGAAUAGCCAGGAUACCACGGCAAUUAAUGACGCAGGUGGCAUCUUCGAAGAAGAGUGGGACGUGGACGCACUUUCCUUGUACUUGACAUCGCUGGAAUCUGUAAUAACGCAAACCCCUUAAUUAUCAUUGUAGUUCUGUUUCGUCUU
This is a messenger RNA of Musa acuminata AAA Group (dessert banana), 1604 nucleotides long. Its product is annotated as transcription factor TEOSINTE BRANCHED 1-like. Gene Ontology annotation, biological process: regulation of secondary shoot formation. Bases 424 to 1578 code for a protein of 384 amino acids. Gene Ontology annotation, molecular function: sequence-specific DNA binding; DNA-binding transcription factor activity. Gene Ontology annotation, cellular component: nucleus. NCBI's taxonomy places the organism in Eukaryota, Viridiplantae, Streptophyta, Magnoliopsida, Zingiberales, Musaceae. The record is from RefSeq and is a predicted model, not a curated record. The transcript is spliced from 2 exons.